Messenger RNA from Rotaria sp. Silwood1, 963 nucleotides. The record is from the annotation of a GenBank genome assembly. Lineage: Eukaryota; Metazoa; Rotifera; Eurotatoria; Philodinida; Philodinidae.
AUGUUACGCAUGAGUUCAUUCACAAGUUCUGUCAAUGUAAUAUACUCUUCUGAUGAAUCUCCUUUGAAACAAGAAAAUAAUAGCUGGGGUCACGUAGACAUUAUAGAUGAAAUUUCUGAAUUAACCAAUAAUGGCAUUAGUGUUGGAUUAUAUGUACUACAUAUUAAACCCGGUCAUUCCAUACCAUUACAUAUUCACAAUAUUAUGACUGAGUCAGAAAUGGUCAUCAGUCAUAAUCUAAUUUGUCAAAAAAAGUCCGUUUCGUAUGGCUGUGCACAUACAUGGUAUUCAGCACCGCAUGAGUAUUCAAAUCCAAAUCGGUUUCCACAAUCUAUUUUAUGCAUUGAUUCACCUGCCUUCAUUCCAACAGAUGAAAUUUUAGUGGAAGGGAAACCAGCAACAAAUAUCAGCAUGGUUUCAAUGAAACAUUAUUUAUUUGAUGCAAAAUCUACAUUUUGUUUUCCAGGACUCUUUUCAUCUCAACAACAAAUAGUAUUAACAAUUAAUCCAUCAGAAUUUCACUCAAAUUCAUCUGCAGUUCUGGUCUUCGCCUUUAACUUAAAUGAUGAAUUAUUGUUUGUACACCACAAAAAACGAGGAUGGGAAUUACCGGGUGGUAAAAUUGAAAUAAGUGAAAAUGAAAUACAAGCUUGUAUUCGAGAAACAUUUGAAGAAAGUUAUUGUGAAUUAGAGGAAAGUUCUUUACAGCCUAUUGCUCAAUAUAAAAUCAUCGAUAACGAUAAUAUUGGUGAUGUUCAUAUUAAAUCUGUCUAUGCUGCACGAGUUAAAUUAGAAUAUCAAGACUGCCCUUUUGACCAUGAAACGAAACAGCGAAAAUUCGUUUCACCGCUCGAUUGGUUGACAAUUUUAAAUGAAAGUUAUAGUAUAUUAUUACACGAUGAUGUUUACCCAAUAUGUUUAGAAAUUACUAAACAUAAACUAAACAUCAGUACUACUAAUUAA